Fusarium proliferatum ET1 is the source of this 294-nucleotide messenger RNA. RefSeq lists its product as uncharacterized. The coding region runs from base 1 to 294 and encodes 97 amino acids. Lineage: Eukaryota; Fungi; Ascomycota; Sordariomycetes; Hypocreales; Nectriaceae. The transcript is spliced from 2 exons. The record is from RefSeq and is a predicted model, not a curated record.
AUGGAUUCCAGCACGUCUGAGGGGAGUGUUCCUCUUACCCCGGUGUCCUCCUCUGCUCGUCCACGCGGAAUGAUCGACCAACGUUGGAAGCGACCUUUGGUCGUGGUCUUCCAAGAGCAGCAACCCGCUCCAGGGCAAGCAGGUUUUGAUACCCAAGGUGCUGCUUCCUUUAUCGAAGAGAUCAAAGAUUCAGUCAAAGCCUUGACCAUCGCCAUUCAAGCAUUGGAGUUGAGAGUUCAGAAAGUUGAGGACAUACAUUGUGCAUGCAAAACUCAAGAAGAAUAUGGCGGGUAA